This is a messenger RNA of Peronospora belbahrii, 765 nucleotides long. Lineage: Eukaryota; Oomycota; Peronosporomycetes; Peronosporales; Peronosporaceae. The record is from the annotation of a GenBank genome assembly.
AUGGCGUCUCGACGUGGGCACAAGCCGCUCAUGAGCUUCCUACGAUUGCGUACGACAAUUCAAAAGCAAUUGCAGAUUGAGGAGGCAUUGUUUCGUACUGAAUUACAACGGAAUUGGUUCAUCUACAAUGAUCAACAUGCACCAGCAACAAUUGUCAUGGGAAUCUCAGGCAAACCAGAGCAAUUGCUACAUCAAGAGGCUGUAAAACGAGACAAUAUUCCAGUACUCAAGCGCUUCAGUGGUGGUGGUACUGUCAUUGUUGAUCACAAUACGAUCUUUACCACAUUCAUAUGCAGACAGCAGGAUUUUCCACUGGUCAAGCCCUUUCCACGUGACAUUAUGACCUGGUCACAUGACUUUUUCUCACCCUUCUUCUCGCGCAUCUGUCAUACAGACCUGCAGUUCUCACUGCGAGAGGAUGACUACGUGUUUAACGACCGCAAGUUUGGUGGCAAUGCCCAGAGUUUGUCGAGAGGUCGCUGGCUGCAUCAUACAUCGUUCUUGUGGGACUUUGACCCGACGAACAUGGAGUACCUAACCAACCCCGCACGACAGCCAAAGUACCGCCAGCAGCGAAGCCAUCACGAGUUUUUGUGUCCGCUUAAGGAUGUGCUAAAGAAGGAAUGCGCGGACCGCAAUAAGUUUGAAAGUGAGCUUCACGCGGAACUCGCGCACAACUUUGACGUUCAACUCGUGGAGCUGGAGGAAAUCAAACAGUUUUUGGAAAUGGAACACCGAAAGUCCACACGCUUCCUGGAACUAUAG